CGUGCGUGAACGUAAAAGUUGAGUUGACUGCAACAUGGAUGACUUGCUUACAUUACACUAAAGUCUUUAAUGAGAGAACGUGCCUAAUUAACAUAAAUAGACAACCAAUAUGGCACAACAAAGCAGAUCCACACAGCAAGUUACUGAGAAAGAGAAUGUUAUGCAGGUAUUAAACGAAACUUCCUUAUCAAGUUUUCCCAUGGAAGUUCUUGAACAUAUUUUUAGCUUCCUGCACAGAGAUGAUCUUCUACAGGCCAUGUCUGUGUGCACAAGCUGGAAGUCUUUAAUCUCUAGCAGUCCAAAUCUGUGGCGUAGCCAAACGUUCAUUUUGGAUUGCUCUCUCCACGUCAAGAAAAAGAAAAAAGUUGACAUGUUGUUUUGUACACAAAAUUUUGGACCCCAUUUUCAAACAUUGUCAGUUAGGUGCAGACACCCUAACAUGCUCAAAAAAGGCUAUUGCACAAAAAUGGCCGACCAGUUCCAUCUUUUUCUCACUGGUUUAAGGUCGCCACAAUUGAUCUCUUUCAAAGUCUACGACCUUCAUUUUUUUUUCCGCGGUAACAUAGUCACCAAACAAAUAAGCAGUAAAUUAAUUCAAAUGUUCUCUAGGGAGUGUCAUCUGAAAGUCUUUAAGAUGCCUACCUCCCGGUGGCCAAAAACUGAGGGUCGAGCGAUCUUGGACACUGUGUUUCAAAACUCCAGAAACACUCUAGAAACACUGAAUAUUGCUGAAUAUUUUUACAGUUAUGGUUGGUUACCUGCUGUCAGGGAUUGGUUCUCAACAGGUCUGACGUCAUUGACAAAGUUAACCAAACUCUCUAUCACUAUAUUCUAUCUCACUGAUGAACUCAUUGUCUGCCUUGCACGAGUUCGAAGAGGUCAGCUGGCAAAGCUCUCUUUGUCUGCGCACUCUACAUUUAGGAUCUUUCAUAUUGAACAAGAUAGCUGGAAAUGUCUGUUGGAAGCAUGCCCCAAUAUAAAAGUCUCAUUCAAGAUAUGUGUUUACGGUGCCAAACCUCACGAGUCUCUCCCAGCCUUAUUUGAUUCAAUACUCCCUGUUACCAAACUGAAUAUUAUAAUACCUCAUGACUCUUAUUCUCUUGCUUCGCCUGUAUCUGAGAUGGGAAUCGUGUUGGAACACGUCAGAACUCAUUAUGGGCCAUGGCUCAAGUUCCUUAUACUGGUCAUGAACAACAAGAAGGAGGAAAGCUUUGAUCAGUCUUUGAUCAAACUAGUUAGAGAUAGUCCACAUCUGGCCCUUGUGAAGGCUUUAGUUUCCUAUUACUCGGAGGAUACAGUCAAGACAAUCAAGAGGAUGGUCGCAAAGAGACGUCAGCCACCUCUCACUAACAUGGAUCCACAGAACAAAAAAGUCUGCACCGACAGUCUUGUUGUGGAGAAAGCCUCUGAACUUGAAGACCCCAUUGGCCGGCCGCAUGUCCUUCAAGGAGCGUAUCAACAAUAGACUGACGAUUUCAUUUAUACAUUUCUGUAAAUGACUAGACAAGGACGACAACUUGUAGCAAACGUUAUAAAAGGUCAAAGGACGUGAGAUUAAAAUUUGAUAAGUUGGAUCAGGACCGGAUUUAAUCCUGACAAGGUCCUCAGUUAAGAGAUAACUGCAGUAUAUUAUCUUUUUCUUAAAUAUCUAGUGACUGAUUUUCAUCCGACAAACGAUGCUAUGAAUGGGCUUGUAUCUUUUAAUGUUUCUAUAGAAGUUCCAGCACUCCAGAAAAAAUGAAUUGCACUCCAAAUAAUAGAUAACUGAUGGCAACGUAUCUUAUAAUAUACCUACCUUUACCUUACCUAUCCCUUCGUCUGUUGGACCGUUGGGGCACCAGGCAAGACUUGUCGACCGUCUUUCUCCAUUCCUCCCUUUUUUUUUUAUAAUAUACUUUCUCUUUUUAUACUGAUGAUUAUAUUGGCUAUUUUUAUGUCGUAAAUCUUUUGGACGAGAUCAAUUUAUACAAAUUAUUUUUUUUAAAAGAUGUAAUUAUUUUAAAAUAUUUAGAGACAUUCAUUAAUACGUAUUGCUUUCCUAACAGUAUAUAAUUUAGAUUGACGCUACCUAUUUAUAUUCCAUAAUUCAUGUUAUUAAACAGUUUCGUCUUGUUCUACAAUGCAGAAUAAACUAUAUUCACACAUUUGAUAAAGUUCGAUGGAUACUAUGCUAAAAUGCGAAUUGAUUUCUUGUUACCUGAAUCCAUCAAUAAUUCAAUAAAUUGUAGAACAAAAUGUUUCUUAAGAACUGCGAUAUAUUAGGUCAUUGUUUAAUGUUGCUGUUUUGUGAAAAUACAUAAAAUGAUACGUUGUAAUUAUAAUA
Biomphalaria glabrata is the source of this 2323-nucleotide messenger RNA. RefSeq lists its product as uncharacterized. Gene Ontology annotation, cellular component: SCF ubiquitin ligase complex. The record is from RefSeq and is a predicted model, not a curated record. The transcript is spliced from 4 exons. NCBI's taxonomy places the organism in Eukaryota, Metazoa, Mollusca, Gastropoda, Planorbidae. Gene Ontology annotation, biological process: SCF-dependent proteasomal ubiquitin-dependent protein catabolic process; positive regulation of protein ubiquitination. The coding region runs from base 110 to 1465 and encodes 451 amino acids. Gene Ontology annotation, molecular function: protein binding.